AACAACUUACAGAUGUUUGCCUUUCUAUAUGAAUUAGGGAAAGAUAUUAUUCAACGACAUAAAAUAGAAGCUAAAUCACAUACUGAUGGGUGUUUAAAAAGAAACAUGGUGCAAGAUGUUUGCUGUGUGUCAUCUGGUUUCAGCUUGCUCGUGCCCUGUGUGUUUAGGGAUUCUCCAGCCUAAAAACAGCAAUGCCACAGGCAGAGCUGUGAUGAAUUAUGCCAGCAGUGGCAGACCCCUAUGGUUGCUCCCUCCCAGUUAUGAGAUGUCACUUGUGCUCACAGGCGACUGGCCCCCCAGCAAAGCCUUCCGGGAUGCAGCUGCAGCCGUAUCAGCCUGUGUCAGGGCUUUCCACUGUAGUGCUGCAUUUGGAUGUCACCCGGCAGAGAGAGCCCACAGCUCGCUCCAAAACGCGCUCCCGUUUGACCGUUCUUAAUGUCCGAGAGGCAUUAUGGCGUCCACCGUGCAGUGGUUAGCGGCCGGCCUGGCCCUGAUGUGUUUGUGUGGCGAAGGUGAACCCAAAAAGACUGUGAAAUGUCCUUCAGGAUGCUCCUGCUCCAAGGAGACCGUGAUAUGCGUCGGUGCGUCCCAGAUCCCCCGGACCGUGCCCAACGAGAUCAACUCGCUGAGCGUUGUAAAUGGAUCCAUUGCGGAAAUCACUGAGGGGAUGUUUUCACUCAUGCCUUUUCUUCAGCUGCUGCUUCUCAAUGCCAAUUCCCUGACCACAAUCAAAGAUGAUGCUUUCUCUGGUUUGUCUCAUCUUGAAUAUCUGUUUAUCGAGGGAAACAAGAUUGAGACAAUCACCAAAAAUGCCUUUCGGGGUCUGCGAGCUUUGACUCAUCUCUCCCUUGCUAAUAACAAGAUGAGGUUUCUGCCAAGAGAUCUUUUCUUUUACUUGGAUUCAUUGCUGGAACUGGAUCUACGAGGCAACUCGUUCCAGUGCAGUUGUGAGAACAAGUGGUUGAUGGUAUGGCUGAAAAACACAAAUGCCACGGUGUCAGAUGUCUUCUGCGCAGGCCCCAGUGACAUGAAGGGGAAGCGGCUCAAUGACCUUCCUAUCCCACCAGGCGAAUGCAUUUCCACAGACUUUGUGCGUCAUCAGUCCAUUCCCAUUCAGUCCAUGUCAGCGGACAUCUUCUCCUUUAAAGAGGACAUCUAUGUGGCGAUGGCAGCCCCAAACACCAACAGCUGCAUGAUCAUGGAAUGGGAUCACAUCGAAUUGAAUUUCAGAAAAUUUGACAAUAUAACAGGUAAAUCUGUUGUUGGAUGUAAGUCGGUUCAGCUUGAAAACCACGUCUUGAUCAUAGUCACACAGCUCUUUGGCGGCUCCCACAUUUAUAAAUUCGAUGACCAUCAGAACAAGUUCAACAAAUUUCAAACAAUUGAGGUCUUCAACAUCUCAAAGCCAAAUGAUAUGGAGGUCUUUCAAAUAGACGGUGACUGGUUCUUUUUGAUCGUGGACAGCUCCAAGGCGGGCCUCUCUACUCUCUACAAGUGGACUGACCGACCAGACCGCAAUGAAACUGGUUUCUAUUCCUACCAGUAUCUUCACGAAUGGUUUCGUGAUACAGAUGCCGAGUUUGUUGAAGUGGACGGAAAGUCUUACCUAAUUCUGGCCAGUCGCUCGCAGUCUCCCAUCAUCUACAUCUGGAACAAGAGCACACUGAAGUUUAUUCUUCACAGUGAAAUACCGUAUGUUGAUGAUGUUGUGUCUGUCAAAGCUUUCCGGGUGGAAGCUGAGUUGUACUUGGCCCUGGCUUGCUACAUCGGUGACUCCAAAGUAAUCAAGUGGGCAAACAAGCAGUUCACAGAGGUUCAGGCUCUUCCUUCUCGAGGAGCCAUGAUCCUCCAGCCUUUCCGCUUCUCAGACAGACAAUAUCUUGCUCUUGGCAGUGAUUACUCUUUCACACAGAUCCACCUCUGGGAUGGGGAGACAAAAACAUUUCACAAGUUUAAGGAUAUCUAUGUACAAUCACCCAGAUCAUUCACUGUGGUGACCACCGACCGGAGGAGUUUCAUCUUUUCCUCCAGCCUUAAGGGAAAAUCGAUGGUUUUUGAGCAUGUAUUUGUAGAUCUAAGCUUGUAAACAAUCCCAAAAUGUAAUGGUCAUCCAGAUCAAUAACGUGUGCAUACUAUAGAGGCCUCACAUGCUAUAUAAUCUUACAAUGUGUAACCUUACAUUGUGUAACAGGUCAGUCAGUAAAAAGGGACUUAUACAGAUAUCACCGCAAAUCAGAUUAAUUGGUUGCCUUUAUCAUCAUCCUGACAAUGGCUGAGUGUUGGAAACCUCAUAAAAGUAAGAAACCUCUUCAUUAAGGGACAUAUAACUUUCAAAACCUAUUAUGAUUGUCUACUAACUUUAUACCUACAAUUGUUCAAAGCUGCACUGGACACAGACCAAACUAAAAAAAAAAACACACAUUUUGGUAGACACAUCAAGUGUUAAAAUGACCUGACCUGGCCUUCAUUUAUUUACACAUAACUACAUCCCAUCUGGGAAAAAAAGCAGUCGCUCAUAGACAAAAAGGUUUCAGAUGCAGCUUGGCAUGCUAUAUUGCUCAGAAAUACCCUUAUUCAAAAAGGUAAGAGAGAGAAGAAACUGUUUCAUGUUUAAGCUAUCUUAUAUAACUCAUAGCAGUCUGACCAAUGUUUAAGAAGUGCAAAAAAUAGGUUUUCAUGUAUAUCAAAAUACAGCAGUGUAGUAGGUAGACUUAAGAAAAUUUAUACUAAGCAAAUGUAAACCAGCUACUGAGUGCCUGAAUAAUAGCUGCAUUCUAACAAAAAACAAGAUAUGUAUGUACAUACCUUCUUCUGACUCCUAUGCAAAACGUGCAACACUGAAUGUUGAAAUUGCAAAAUGUGAACCCUUUUCAUUCAAGAUCUUCUACAGAUUUGUUUACAGUUUGGAAGCUGUUUAUUUUCCACAUAGGACCCCAAACAGUCCUUGUGGACCCAUAUUCAGAUGACAGUCAUACGAUACCAAUUGUACUAGUAUGAAUGCAUAAUUUUUUUUCAUUUGUAUAUUAGAUUUGCGAGGGUGAAAAAACAUUCCCUGUUGCCUUUUCCGUUGUUUUGAUGUCCUGUUUCGCUGUACUGUGUAUACUGUUGUUUAAUUCCAUUAAGCCACAAAGCAAUUAUAAGAAGUGACCUUUUACAUACCUACAACCUUUAAUUAAUUGUAAAAAUGGGUUUGUGAAAAUGCAUUAAAUUCCAUUUAACCGACUAAAUUUUCCUAUUUUGUGUUUAAGUUAUUAUUCUAACCAGAACCUGUAGGAAACUGAACUAAAAUAAA
This is a messenger RNA of Menidia menidia (Atlantic silverside), 3292 nucleotides long. NCBI's taxonomy places the organism in Eukaryota, Metazoa, Chordata, Actinopteri, Atheriniformes, Atherinopsidae. The record is from the annotation of a GenBank genome assembly.